GGGCAAAGCAAGCGUCCAAUCAAGUCUGGUCAAGUCCGUCCAAGGCCCUCGGUGGUAUCCCCUGAGCAGGUGCAGCAGUGGAAGCGGACAAGCGGAGUCGCGAUGGGCAAGAGACUUGUUUGACUCGAUACACACAACUUAAAAACUUUAUCUCGCUACCCCCGCUGCGCACCAGAGACCGUGUCUGCCGUUGUGACGUCUCUCACCUUCUACUGAAACAGGCGGAAACACCCGGACAUCAACCUCAGGCCAUGGCAUCCUCCAAGGCACGGGUUGUGGACAUCCACACUCACAUGUACCCGCCGUCGUAUGUCGAGAUACUCAAGUCGAGGGAGACCAUCCCCCUGGUGAGGUCCUUCGACCCGGCCCAGGACCCGCGCCUCAUCCUGCUCGAGGCCGAGGUCGCCUCGCUCAAGGCGGCGAGCUCCAGCGGCGGUGAUGCGCCUGCAAAGCUGCCAGGACGGCCCCUGACGAAGCACUACGCGUCUCUGGACCAGAAGCUGCACUUUAUGGACAGCCACAGGAUUGACAUCUCCGUCGUGUCGCUGGCGAACCCGUGGCUCGACUUCCUGGCCCCCUCCGAGGCCGGGGCCGUGGCCGUGUCGAUAAACAACGAGUUCGACGCCAUGUGCGCCGCCCACCCGGGCCGGCUGUUCUUCUUCGCCACCCUGCCGCUGACGGCGCCCCUGGACGUGGUCCGGUCGUCCAUCGAGCACGUAAGGUCGCUCAAGCACUGCCGCGGCGUGAUCCUGGGCACUUCGGGCCUCGGAAAAGGGCUGGACGACCCGGACCUGCUGCCCGUCUUUGACGGCCUGGCCGCGGCGAACCUGCUCAUAUUCCUGCACCCGCACUACGGCCUGCCCAACGAGGUCUGGGGCCCGCGGGCGAGCGACGAGUACGGGCAUGUGCUCCCGCUCGCGCUGGGCUUCCCGAUGGAGACGACCAUCGCGGUGACGCGCAUGUACCUGGCGGGCGUCUUCGACCGCGUGCCGGCCCUGCGGAUGCUGCUGGCGCACAGCGGCGGGACGCUACCGUUCCUGGCGGGCAGGAUAGAGAGCUGCGUCGUGCACGACGGGCACCUCGUGCGGGAGGGGCGGGCCGGGCGGCCGGGCCGGCGGACGGUCUGGGACGUGCUGCGGGAGCAGGUGUACCUCGACGCCGUCAUCUACUCCGAGGUCGGGCUCAAGGCGGCCAUCGAGGCGAGCGGGGCCGACAGGCUCAUGUUCGGCACCGACCACCCCUUCUUCCCGCCCUUGACUAGCGACGAGGACGGCGAGUGGGAGAGCGUCGGGCUCAACUCGGAGGCGGUGCGGCGCGCGCUCGGCGACGGCAGCCAGGGGGCGGUGGGCAUCAUGGGCGAGAAUGCCAUCAAGGUCCUCGGGCUAGACGUCUAGUGCGUGUGGCUUGACUGGCGCAGAGCUGGAGAUGAUGGCGUGAUAUCAUGUGCAUCUUAUGGUGCGAUGAUAAAGAAGCUAUUUGCAACUUGUAUCCUGCAACCCAAGGCGACACUUAGAUACAAACAGAAUAGCCAAUAUCACUUCGUUUCCGGGCUGAAAGUAAAACCCGUUGGUCGAUCAGAACAACGGGUAACAUUCGCUUGGAGAGCGAUCCUCGAGUGAAUAGUAGUGAAUGCAGCUUCAGGGGCUGGUCGAGUU
This is a messenger RNA of Gaeumannomyces tritici R3-111a-1, 1655 nucleotides long. Its product is annotated as 2-amino-3-carboxymuconate-6-semialdehyde decarboxylase. Gene Ontology annotation, biological process: secondary metabolic process. The record is from RefSeq and is a predicted model, not a curated record. The coding region runs from base 252 to 1394 and encodes 380 amino acids. Gene Ontology annotation, cellular component: cytosol; cytoplasm. Gene Ontology annotation, molecular function: hydrolase activity; carboxy-lyase activity. The transcript has a single exon. Lineage: Eukaryota; Fungi; Ascomycota; Sordariomycetes; Magnaporthales; Magnaporthaceae.